AUGGCCGAGAAGUCGCUGCCGCCCCAAGCCGCCCCCGCUGAGAACCUCCCCUCCCCGGAGGCCUCCUCCGAGAAGCCCACCGAGGGCCUGGAGGGUUCCCGACCCCCCGCCCGCCGGGCCUCCCUGGUUCUGGAGACCCCGGUCCAGCCCCCAGCCAGGUUGCGCGGCAUCGAGGAGGAGGCCCGGCCGGGCCCACCCAUCUCCCGCCGUGGCUCCCUGCUGGCCGACCCCCCCCCGGUCGCCGCGGGACCCCCCUUUUCCCGCCGGAGCUCGCUGGCGGGCCCGGGGGCGGGGGGCCGGCGGCCAUCCCUGGGGGCCUGGCCCCCGCCCCCGGGGACCCGGGUCAGCUUCUCGGGGCUGCCGCUGCCGCCCGGCCCGCCGGCCCCCUGCGAGAACACGUACCGGACGGGGCCCGAGCCGGGCGGGCGCUGGAACCCCGAGCGGGCGCAGCGGGCGCUGGAGGCGGCGCUGGCCGGCUCCCUGGGCGAGGCCCGCUACUCGGCCCCGGCGGCCGGUCCCCUGGCCCGGAGCCUGUGCGAGCUGGUGCGGGCCCGGCUGCGGGAGCUGAGCCCGCCCCGCUACAAGCUGGUGUGCAGCGUGGUGCUGGGGCCGCGGGCCGGCCAGGACCUCCGCGUGGCCAGCCGGGCGCUCUGGGACCCCGCCAACGACGGCCUGGCCUCCGCCUCCUUCGCCAACGCCUCGCUCUUCGCCGUGGCCACCGUGCACGGCCUAUACCGCGAGUGA
Ornithorhynchus anatinus (platypus) is the source of this 744-nucleotide messenger RNA. It is a transcript of the gene DYNLT4, whose product is annotated as dynein light chain Tctex-type 4. Gene Ontology annotation, cellular component: cytoplasmic dynein complex; cytoplasm. NCBI's taxonomy places the organism in Eukaryota, Metazoa, Chordata, Mammalia, Monotremata, Ornithorhynchidae. The record is from RefSeq and is a predicted model, not a curated record. Gene Ontology annotation, biological process: microtubule-based movement. Gene Ontology annotation, molecular function: dynein intermediate chain binding.